UGUAACAACAUGACCUUGGCAGAGAUUAAACUACAAUUAAUCAUGAGGAGAAACGUGUAUAUUUUAUUAAACAUCCACAAUCAUCUUAAUGUUCACAUUCAGUCCCAUUCAGAGACACUUUUAGUGAAUAUUGACUCAAACCUAUAAAGAAAACACAUGGAAACAAUAAAAUAAAUGCUGAGUUACAUAUUGGCUAAGUGUAGUUAUAAUAAACAGAACAAGGUUUGCAGGGAAAAGUACAUAAAUUACUUCUGGUUAAGUAUCUUGAUUCAGUUCAAGUUCAGGAAGGAAGGGGUUAACAUAGAUUUCUGUACAGGAUGUGACAAAAGAUAAGCAGCACUCAGGGCUCCACUCCCCCUUCACAGACUGAACCUGGUUUCGCAGAACUCAAGUGCAAUGCCCCCCAAAUCCUGCUUACCGUCCUGCUGUGCUGACCUUUGACCCCCACAGUGACUGAUAACAGCUCCACCUGUCAGCUCACCUUAUCUACAGGUUGGUAUUUCUGAGACGUCCCCCCUGCUGGGUGAGGAGUGGCUGGGUGAAAAGAAAGUUCUGGAGGAGUUUUCAGUGUCGUCCCGGACAGUGCUUCGGACGUCUGAUCCACAACACCAGCCAGGAUCUUCUGACAGCUGGACAGAAACAUGCUGAGCAGAGAUCUUCCAGACAUUGAGAGCAUUUUGGCUCUUAAUCCCAGGGUGAAGACUCACUCUCAGGUCGUGUCCACGGCAAGUAAGAAGAGAGAAAAGAAACACUGGAAGAGAAACACUGAAAGGAACUGUGAUUCCUGUAUAAAGUUAGAGAACAACUUUGACGACAUCAAGCACACGACGCUGAGUGAGCGAGGGGCUCUGAGAGAAGCACUGAGGUGUCUAAAAUGUGCUGACGCUCCCUGCCAGAAGAGCUGCCCGACUAACCUGGACAUCAAGUCCUUCAUUACAAGUAUUGCCAACAAGAACUACUAUGGAGCAGCACGGGCCAUUCUGUCCGACAACCCUCUGGGACUGACCUGUGGGAUGGUUUGUCCCACAUCAGAGCUGUGUGUCGGGGGCUGUAACCUAUAUGCCUCUGAAGAGGGGCCCAUUAACAUUGGAGGGCUGCAGCAGUUUGCUACUGAGGUGUUUARUAAGAUGGGCAUCCCUCAGAUCAGGAAUCCUGAACUUCCUCCAGCCAAUGAGAUGCCAGAGCCAUACCACGCCCCCAUCGCUCUGAUUGGCUGUGGCCCUGCAUCCAUCAGCUGUGCUUCUUUCCUGGCUCGCCUCGGAUACGACAACAUCACCAUAUUUGAGAAGCAGAAGUACACUGGAGGGCUGAGCGCAUCAGAAAUCCCUCAGUUUAGGCUUCCACAUGAGGUUGUCCAGUUUGAAAUCAGCCUGAUGAAGGACCUGGGAGUCAAGGUGGUUUGUGAGAAAGGUUUGGGCGUUGAUGGGAUGACUCUGUUGUCUCUGAAGAAGGAGGGAUUUCAAGCUGUCUUCAUUGGGAUUGGUCUCCCUCAGGCCAACAGAGCUCGGAUUUUUCACGAUUUAACUGUGGAUCAAGGCUUUUUCACUUCAAAAGACUUCCUGCCUCUGGUGGCUUCUGCCAGCAAGAAAGCUAUGUGUCAGUGUCGAUCGUCCCUGCCAGAGUUGAGGGGAGUAGUGAUAGUUCUGGGGGCCGGGGACACCGCCUUYGACUGCGCCACCUCUGCUCUCCGCUGCGGGGCCAAGAGGGUGUACGUCUGCUUCAGGAAAGGUUUCACCAACAUCAGGGCCGUUCCUGAGGAGAUGGAGCUGGCUAGAGAGGAGCAGUGUGAAUUCCUUCCCUUCUUGUCUCCUCGAGAGGUCAUCAUGAAGAACGGGAGGAUUGCCGGGCUGCAAUUCUGCCGGACGGAGCAGACCGAGGAAGGCGAUUGGCUGGAAGAUGAGGAUCAGAUWGUUAGACUGAAGGCUGAUUUCAUCAUUAGUGCUUUUGGGUCCAUGUUGARUGACCCACAAGUGAUUGAAGCUAUGGCUCCGGUCAAGCUGACCCGCUGGGGCACUCCUGAGGUGAACACAGAAACCAUGCAGACCAGCGAGUCCUGGGUGUUUGCAGGGGGAGACGUUGCUGGUUUGGCAAACACUACAGUGGAGUCAGUAAAUGAUGGCAAACAGGCCUCAUGGCACAUUCACAGAUACCUGCAGUCUUUACAUGGGCACACAGUGGACUCAACCCCGAAGCUGCCUUUGUUCUACAGCGCCAUAGAUCAGGUGGACAUCAGYGUUGAGGUCUGCGGCAUUAAGUUCCCCAACCCGUUCGGUCUGGCCUCRGCUCCUCCCACCACCAGCACAGCCAUGAUCAGAAGAGCUUUUGAGCAGGGCUGGGGCUUCGCUCUGACCAAAACAUUUGGACUGAAUAAGGACCUGGUGACCAAUGUGUCUCCUCGGAUUGUGCGAGGUACCACCUCAGGUCCUGUGUUCGGACCUGGUCAGGGCUCCUUCCUCAACAUUGAGCUCAUCAGUGAGAAGACAGCGGCCUAYUGGUGUCAGUCGGUCACCGAGCUGAAGAAGGACUUUCCCAACAAUGUGGUGAUCUCCAGUAUAAUGUGUGGUUACAACAAAGAUGACUGGACAGAGCUGGCCAAGAUGGCUGAGGAGUCGGGAGCAGAUGCGUUGGAGCUGAACUUGUCCUGYCCUCACGGGAUGGGAGAAAGAGGGAUGGGGCUGGCCUGUGGACAGGACCCAGUGUUGGUGCGUAACAUAUGUCGGUGGGUGCGUGCCGCCGUUUCCAUCCCAUUCUUCGCCAAACUGACUCCAAACGUCACCAACAUUGUCGACAUUGCCAAAGCUGCCCAUGAAGGAGGAGCAGAUGGAGUCACGGCYACCAACACAGUGUCAGGUCUGAUGGGUCUGAAGGCCGACGGCUCCCCCUGGCCGAGCGUUGGUGGGAACAAACGCACCACAUAUGGAGGGGUGUCUGGGAACGCCAUCAGACCCAUCGCUCUCAAAGCGGUCUCAGCCAUCGCCAAAGCCAUCCCUGGUUUUCCCAUCCUGGCUACCGGCGGCAUCGACUCAGCAGAGAGUGGACUGCAGUUUCUACAUGCUGGGGCCUCUGUGUUACAGGUGUGUAGUGCAGUUCAGAACCAGGACUUCACACUGAUUGAGGAUUACUGUAUUGGUCUGAAGGCCUUAUUAUAUCUGAAGAGCCUGGAGCUGGAAGACUGGGAUGGUCAGUCCCCUCCGACUGAAAAACAUCAAAGAGGAAAACUAGUCCCCAAACUGGGAGAUCUGGUUGGGGAGAGCCUCCCUAGUUUUGGUCCGUACCUUCGAGAGAAGACUAACGCCAUUGCAAAGUACAAGAAACAACUCAGAGAUGCAGGUGAAACCAAUGYGUCAGAAACAAACAUUGACCGGGUCAACAAGCCUAAAAAACCUGUGCCUGCUGUCAAGGACGUGAUAGCCAGAGCUCUGCGCUACAUUGGAGCGUACCAGGAGCUGGACAACAUGGAACAGGUCCAGGCUCUAAUUGAUGAAGACAUGUGUAUCAAUUGCGGUAAAUGUUACAUGACCUGCAAUGACUCUGGAUACCAGGCCAUAAGGUUUGACCCAGAGACCCACCUUCCCUUUGUGACUGACAGCUGUACGGGCUGCACUCUGUGCCUCAGUGUCUGUCCAAUUAUAGACUGCAUCAAGAUGGUUAAUAGGACAACACCUCAUGUACCCAAGAGGGGGAUACCUGUUAGUCCUGUCUGCUAAAGGAACAGAAAAAAUAUAUAUAGUUUUCUGCAUAAUAAAGAAAUGACAUCAAAUAUAGCAAAAAUGAUGUUGAUAAAAUUAAGCCCCAAUAAUGUAAAGUGUUCAAAAGUGAUUAAUUUGAUGCUUCCUGAUAUUUCUCUUUAACUGAUUAGCCCAGGUGCUUUGGAGUAAAUAUUUUACAAUAAAUAAUAUACUUAUUUGCUUUAAUGGCAGCAGAAACACUAAGAUUAAGAUUUAUAUUAUCAGUGAUUUGUUGUUCACUUCAUGAUAAAGUGACUUUGUAUUUAUCCUCUCAUCAUCCUGACAGUAUAAAGGUAUUUGCUGAUUGACAAAUUUACAUCUUAAUGUUUAAGGAAAUUGUUCUUUGAUCUGCUUCAUAAUUUGAAUAAAGCCUUUUUCUGAUGCACAGA
Molecule: messenger RNA, 4117 nt
Organism: Austrofundulus limnaeus
Lineage: Eukaryota; Metazoa; Chordata; Actinopteri; Cyprinodontiformes; Rivulidae
Gene: dpydb
Product: dihydropyrimidine dehydrogenase b
Exons: 25
Coding region: 642-3707 (1021 amino acids)
Biological process (GO): uracil catabolic process; thymine catabolic process
Cellular component (GO): cytosol; cytoplasm
Molecular function (GO): NADP binding; uracil binding; iron-sulfur cluster binding
Source: RefSeq, a predicted model, not a curated record